AUGGCUGUCGCGGUGAGUUUUGAAACAAUUCCGGAGCCGCUGCUUCGCCAUCUGGAGAGCCUGAUGCGGGCCGGCGGGUCGGACAUCAUCUCGGUGACGGUGCGAGGGACCGGAACAUCGACGAGUCGCUCGAAUUCGGUGGCGCCUCCCUCUUCGCGGCCUCGGAAGAAUUCUUCGGCUGGAUCGCGCGGUCCCGUGCUGAGGAAGCCGAAUGGGAAGCCGUGCUCGGAGACGAGCGUCGAGCCGGGUUUCCGUGGCCGCUCAAAAGGGCUGAAGCAGUCGACUGGGCUGAAGCCGUACCAGGUGUCGAGCGUGUUGUCGCUGAACGGGCUGGCUUCGAUGAGCAGCCGCAGCCCCGACUGUGCCACCGAGGUCAUGUUCCCGCCGGCGGCCAAGAUGAGCGGGCACAGCCUCAGCAAUGCGAGUACCCAGUUGAACAUCCUGGAAGAGUCGUACAGAAGCCCGAAGUUGGAUAGCCAGAAGGUUGGCGGUGAUCACCUGAGCUACAUGAGCUGCCCGUCGAUGCUGUUCAGCCCCGGAGAUUUCUCAAAUCUCAGCGACAACGAGGAGACAGACAAACGAGUGCGCCAU
Molecule: messenger RNA, 591 nt
Organism: Mesorhabditis spiculigera
Lineage: Eukaryota; Metazoa; Nematoda; Chromadorea; Rhabditida; Rhabditidae
Source: the annotation of a GenBank genome assembly